Molecule: messenger RNA, 2693 nt
Organism: Conger conger (European conger)
Lineage: Eukaryota; Metazoa; Chordata; Actinopteri; Anguilliformes; Congridae
Gene: scp2a
Product: sterol carrier protein 2a
Exons: 16
Coding region: 112-1749 (545 amino acids)
Molecular function (GO): acyltransferase activity, transferring groups other than amino-acyl groups
Source: RefSeq, a predicted model, not a curated record
AACCGUGUUUCCCCUCUGGCAUAGUUUUGCCAGUCAAUGUGUUUUGCCCUGCUUUGAUGUGCUGAAAGAGCUGUGAAUGUACCUUUCCUGCUUCGGACACUGCGCAAUUACAUGACAGGUCGUCCAACAAUGUCUACGAAAAACCGAGUUUUUGUGGUCGGAGUGGGGAUGACAAAGUUUGAGAAGCCAGGCGCCAGAGAUGAGUUUGAUUACCCCGAUAUGGCCAAGGAAGCAGGACAGAAGGCCUUGGCAGAUGCUGGAGUCCCUUACUCUGCUAUAGAGCAAGCCUGUGUGGGUUAUGUGUACGGGGACUCAACCUGUGGACAAAGGGCCAUUUACCACAGCCUGGGACUUACAGGCAUCCCUAUCAUUAAUGUCAACAACAACUGCUCCACUGGCUCCACCGCCAUCUUCAUGGCUCGCCAGCUAGUGCAGGGAGGUCUGGCCAACUGCGUUCUUGCCCUGGGGUUCGAGAAGAUGCAGAGAGGCUCCCUGACUUCUGCGUUUGAGGACAGGACGAACCCCAUGGACAAGCACUUGGAGGUGAUGAUCAACCUCCGCGGCCUGGCUGCCGCCCCGGCUGCUGCUCAAUUCUUUGGCAAUGCUGGUUCUGAGCACAUGGAGAAAUAUGGGACUAAAGCGGAGCAUUUUGCUAAAAUUGCCUGGAAGAACCAUAAACAUUCAACCAACAACCCCUACUCUCAGUUCCAAGAUGAAUACAGUCUGGAUCAGGUGCAGGAGUCUAGAAAGGUCUAUGAGUUCCUGACUCUGUUGCAGUGCUGCCCUACCUCAGAUGGUGCAGGGGCAGCGGUUCUGGCCAGCGAGAGCUUUGUGCGGAGCCACGGGCUGGAGGCGCAGGCUGUAGAGAUCCUGGCCCAGGAGAUGGUGACCGACCUGUCGUCUUCGUUCCAGGACAACAGCUGCAUAAAGGCGGUGGGAUAUGACAUGACUAAGCUGGCUGCAAGAAAGUGCUUUGAUAGAGUGGGCUUGGAGCCGGCGGACAUCGAUGUCAUCGAGCUGCACGACUGCUUCUCUGCCAAUGAGCUCAUCACUUAUGAGGCUCUUGGGCUCUGUGCUGAGGGUAAAGCGGGGGAGCUGAUUGACAGAGGCGACAACACGUACGGGGGGAAGUGGGUGGUGAACCCCAGUGGAGGCCUCAUCUCAAAAGGACACCCGCUGGGUGCCACAGGCCUGGCGCAGUGCGCGGAGCUCUGCUGGCAGCUUCGAGGGGAAGCAGGAAGUAGGCAGGUUCCGGGUGCAAAGGUCGCCUUGCAGCAUAAUAUCGGCCUUGGUGGAGCGGUGGUGGUGACUCUGUACAGAAUGGGUUUCCCACAAGCUGAAAGAUCACAGCGGGUAGAGGCUGUGCCCACCAGUGCCGUCAGUGGUCUGGAAGGGUUCAAGGCGCACGCAGUCUUUCAGGAAAUCGGAAAGAAGCUAGAGGAGGAAGGGGAGCAGUUUGUGAAGAAGAUUGGCGGCGUGUUUGCUUUUAACGUGAAGGACGGGCCGGAGGGGAAGGAAGCUCUCUGGGUGGUAGACGUGAAGAACGGCAAAGGCUCUGUUGACAACGAUGCAGAGAAGAAGGCGGACUGCACCAUCUCCAUGUCGGAUGCUGAUUUACUGGCCCUGAUGACAGGGAAAAUGAACCCACAGACGGCCUUCUUCCAGGGCAAGCUGAAGAUCACUGGGAACAUGGGCAUGGCCAUGAAGCUCCAGAACCUGCAGCUGCAGCCCGGAAAAGCGAAGCUGUGAAGGGCCGGCUGUGUCUCAGUCUCACUGGGGGGGGCCCACAGUGCAAGACCGUUCCCUCUGUCCGUCUGCUGGGAGACGGACAUAACCCCGCCCCCCACCCCCACCACCUUGUUCUAACUCAAUGCGUAAUUGGAGCAAUUCUAGGUUUGCACUGUCUUUGGAUUAUUAACGCAUCUUGAUUAAAAUGAUCCUUUAUGUAAAUGAUUAUGAAUUGUGUAAGCUCCCGGCUCUUGUUUGUUUUGGCUUCUCGAGCAGGUAGUGUCCUAACCCGAUGGAAUUCUGGUUCUGUACGAUAGAAUAUAUUAAUUAACAUUUUCGGGAUUGGGUGAAUCUUGCAAGGUUGUCCCGUCUUUUUAACUACUGCUUAAGGACCACAGUGUGUUUUUAGGACAGCUGUCAUGCUGAGGUACGUCAAAUUUUGUCAUCCCCACAGUUAUCGGCCACUGUUGCGUUGAGAGGCUUAAUAAGGCCUUCGUGAAGCAUACACAGCUUCUUACCUGGUGUUGUAUCGCUACGUCGUCUUUGCAGCACUAAUGGAUGAUGUAGGCUGAUGAGGCGUGUGUUAUUUCUCAGAAAACAAACCAUGUGUGAAUGUGAUCACUGGCAGAUAGUCAUAAUGCACUACAUGUGCUUAUAUCUGUUUAUGAAAGGUAAGUCUAUGCUCUUAAAAGCGCCAUGUUUGAUUUAAGAAGACCCAAUGUAAAAAUAAGCAUCAGUCCAUGUUCAAAUUUGUCUUUUCAAAGGACUUUGUGCCUGUGUCUGUCUUGGUGUUGUAGCCACUAUGUCUCUAGAAUGGCUACACGUUUUGCAAAUUGACCCAAAAAAUAAAUGGUUUAGAUAUAUUGUAAUAAUAAUUAAAAAAGUAAAGCGCGAGUUAAUAUCAGAAUUUUACUGAAGAAUGCAAAAAGUCCUGAUUUUACUAAAUAAAACUUUCAAUAAAGAAA